This is a messenger RNA of Fusarium subglutinans, 2454 nucleotides long. Its product is annotated as sulfatase. Lineage: Eukaryota; Fungi; Ascomycota; Sordariomycetes; Hypocreales; Nectriaceae. Bases 1 to 2454 code for a protein of 817 amino acids. The record is from RefSeq and is a predicted model, not a curated record. The transcript has 2 exons.
AUGCUUCGUCGAGCCCAUAAUGCGGCGCGGUUUAAAGCUUCGGUGACGCCCAAGCGUAUGCUUCUCUUCUUUUUCUCCUUCUUUACUCAAGAUGUCCUCCUGCUUCUUUUAAUCAGACUUCUCCUGAGCCAUUGGGUGCCUAGUGCUGCCAAGCCACGGAGGAUCGUCAAUACACUCGCGAUCUCGUUGAUGACCUACAACACUCUCAUUUGCACUGUCUCGGUUUCGUUUUAUCUAGUCUCGGGAUCUGAAAUUCAUUGGCGCAAUAUCGGUUUCAUGGCCGACCCAACGGCUCAGGCAAUUAUCCUAUCGGGUCUGACAGCUUUCAUCGGUGUCUUUUGUGUCUUCGCUUGCUUAGCCGCAUUACUUCAGGUAGCGUGCUACACUCUAUUCGGCUGGGGUGGAGACCUCGUCAAUUGGCCUCUUACUUUGAUCUGUCGCCAAUUGGGUCAUCGAUUUAGCUACGAUGCGGUAUGGCAACGAGAAGACCUCUCAUGGCUCGACAUCGAGAGCACCCCUUAUCACGACAAGGAACUCAAGCGAAAGCUCAGCUCGCCCUCAGUAUCGCUGUUGAGCUCACCCCGAAGCUCUAGAGGAGGUUCACCAGUACGAAGAUCCAGACUCGGUCGUUUUCUACGCAUACUGCCUUACCCCAUUGUUACUCUUCUAUUAACGGCACUAUUUAUCCUUACUUUUAUUCGACCCAAAGAUCCUUCCCUGAUCUUUCUUUCUUGGACUACUGGACUUCUACCUUUCAUCGACUUUGCCUCGUCGCCUUUUCUCGACAAUCUUCCAUCGGUUUUCGGAAAGGGAGUACAGCGAAGCUGGGACGAUCGAACCGCACUUGUACAACCUACCCCUUUGAGUUGGCUCCCAAUGGACAUACCAGCCCUGGACGGUUUCAAAGACUGGUAUCUCGAGCAACCGCAUUAUAGCGCCAAGGCCGACCCUAUGAGAGUCUCAAAUCUCGACGAGCCCUUACGAGAUUCUCUCCGAGGGAAGUUAAAAAACCUCAACAUUCGACAUGUAGUUCUAUUCUUCCUGGAAAGUACCCGACAUGAUGUCUUUCCUAUCAAGAAGGAUGGUCUAGUAUGGAAUCGAUUUGCCGAUACAUUCCCGCAUGGACUGCCACAAGAGGUUCAGGAAAAGCUUGCAAAAUUAACACCAACAGCAAAUUUCAUUACAGGCGAUUACGCGGAUGGUUUCGAACAUGCUAGUAAACCGAGACGAGGAGGGAUUCGCUUCACCAACGCACAUACCUCAGGAACAUACACCCUCAAAAGCCUAACAGGUUCAAUCUGCGGCAUAUCUCCCCUAGCUGCAGAUUUCAAUCUGGACUACAGCCAUCAUAUCUACCAGCCUUGCUUGCCGCAUAUUUUCAACGCACUCAACAAAGCGGAGGAGAAACAGGCCCGCACAAAAGAAGCUAGUCAGAAGGACAAGUGGAAGUCCUAUUUUUUCCAAGCCGCGAAACUCAACUAUGACAGCCAUGGUGCUUUGAUGUCCGCGAUGGGGUUCCCGGAUGAGGGCAUAAUUGGCCAGGAAUAUCUUCGCAGCGCGAACGCGAGGCACGGAGCCGUCACGUUGGAAAACAUUAACGACUUCGCCUUUGAAGAAGAUCCAUUGGAAGACUAUAUUAACGAUGUCUUCAAAAACGCCGUCACGGAAAAUAACCGCGUAUUUCUGAGCCAUAUUACAUCCACUAGCCACCAUCGGUUUCACAUGCCCAAGAGAGAAAAGUAUACACCUCUGGCCAACGGUGGUCAUCUUGAUAUGAUGUCAAGAUACAUCAACACAAUUGGGUAUGAAGACAGAUGGAUUCGCAAGGUCCUUGAUAUCUUGGAUAAGCAAGGAGUUGCCAAUGAGACUUUGGUCAUCUUUCAAGGCGACCAUGGUGUAUCUCUUCCAGAGAAUGAUAUCGCCUCGCCGUACUAUAACCCCAAUGUUGGUGUUGAGCAUGUGCCGUUAGUCUUCUCACAUCCCCAGCUACCAGCAUUCGAUGUGGAUGAGGGUGUGCAUGCGACCCAAAUCCUACCCACAAUCCUAGACAUCCUCCUCGAAACAGGCUCACUGAGCAAGACAAGCCGCCAAGCAGCCCAGGACCUAAUACGGAAUUACGAAGGACAGUCGCUUCUUCGUCCAUUAGCUACUGGCAAUGGGCAAUGGCAGUUCACCAUUACUAAUCCUGGCCGUGCUAUGCUUAGCAUCAGAGACGGCCGGUAUCCAGAGCGCCAUCUUGUUGUGCCGAUAAUAGAACACGUGGCGUGGAAACUGGCGGACCUGACGAAGGACCCUUACGAACAUAACCCUGUACAAGCACUAGACUUCAAAUCGUUCUUACAAGAGGUAGAACAGAGGUUUGGAAGAGAUGUUGCGGAGUGGGCGGAAGAAGGAGCAUUUAUGACGAGAUGGUUCGUUAAGGAAAACAGCAAGCGUUGGCGUUUUGAUCUUUAA